AUGUCAUCUAUCAAGAUUUGUGAUGUCUCUACGACAGAAGGUCUUACGGCCAUCGAAAAUCCUCAUGAAGUGGUCACAAGACUCGUGAAUGAGGACAAAACACGAUGGUACCGUAAGGAGAAUCUUAGACGCCUCUACUUGUUCCUGGUCCCCUCUGCAGUUGGCAUUGAGAUGACUUCAGGCUUCGACGCUAGCGUCCUAAACCGUCUCCAGGCGGUGGAGAAAUGGAAUGAAUUCUUGCAGACGGGCGCUAAAAAUCGUUCUUCGGGCAUACCAUUUGCCAUUACUGGUGCCUCUUCGCUUCUCGCCGAGAUCUCGUACCCGAAAGAGAGAGCAGUGGUUGUGGACUUGUUCCACGAGACUUGGUACGCAGUGCGAAUUAUCGCGGCGGGCAUCACUCUGGGAACCUUCAACCUGCCUAACCACUGGAGCUGGCGGAUCCCCACGCUGCUACAAAUCUUUCCGUCGGCGUUGCAGGCCACGUUCUCUGUUAACGGUUUUUCGUCGUUUAGGUUCGUUCCCGAGUCACCCCGCUGGCUGAUCGCAAAGGAGCGCUACGACGAAGCCCUCAAGAUCCUCGCUACUUACCACGCCGAAGCUAAUACCCAACGCGUCUUCAUCGCUAUCGGCGUCGGUCUCUUCGCCCAAUGGUCAGGCAACGGCCUCACAUCGUACUACCUAGCCAAAAUCCUCGCGAGCAUCGGAAUCACCAGCCGCCUCGCCCAGAGUCAGAUCAACCUCGGCCUCAUGUGCUGGAAUCUCAUCACAGGCGUCGCCGGCAGCAUGGUCCAGCAUUAG
This is a messenger RNA of Scedosporium apiospermum, 798 nucleotides long. RefSeq lists its product as uncharacterized. Gene Ontology annotation, molecular function: carbohydrate:proton symporter activity. Gene Ontology annotation, biological process: carbohydrate transport; transmembrane transport. The record is from RefSeq and is a predicted model, not a curated record. The coding region runs from base 1 to 798 and encodes 265 amino acids. NCBI's taxonomy places the organism in Eukaryota, Fungi, Ascomycota, Sordariomycetes, Microascales, Microascaceae. The transcript has 5 exons. Gene Ontology annotation, cellular component: membrane.